UCAAUUCCUCAUUGCAACCAACCACCGAUUAUACCGUCUCCGUCAAUCUCUCUAUUCAGCAUGUUGUCGCAAUGCUUCAAGCCUGCCGUUGGGCGGUCUGCGAGUCUCCUGGGACAAGUGACAAAGAACCGAGCACAAUACCGCUCCAUGGCUACCGUGCAGCCCAACACUGCCCGCCAAACACCCGCUCCCCACCGAAAAUCUACCCCCGUUUCCACUGAAAGGGCUACUUUCACAAUUAAGAACGGACCCAUCUUCUCUGGCAAGUCCUUUGGCGCCAAAGCCAACAUUUCUGGUGAAGCCGUCUUCACCACCUCCCUAGUCGGCUACCCUGAGUCUAUGACCGACCCUUCCUACCGUGGUCAGAUCCUCGUCUUCACCCAACCUCUUAUCGGCAACUACGGUGUGCCAUCCUCUGCUCGCGAUGAGCAUGGCCUGCUCCGAUACUUUGAGUCCCCCUGGAUUCAGGCGUCCGGUAUCGUUGUUCAGGACUAUGCCUUGAAGCAUAGUCACUGGACUGCCGUAGAGAGUCUUGCCCAGUGGUGUGCUCGCGAGGGCGUUCCCGCCAUCUCCGGAGUGGAUACCCGUGAGGUUGUAACAUACCUCCGAGAGCAAGGUUCCUCUUUGGCUCGUAUCUCCAUCGGAGAAGAGUAUGAUGCUGAUGAGGACGAGGCCUACAUUGAUCCCGAGGCCAUCAACCUUGUCCGCAGGGUUAGCACCAAAGCUCCCUUCCAUGUCAGCUCUUCGCUUGGUGACAUGCAUGUUGCCCUUAUCGACUGUGGUGUGAAGGAGAACAUCCUACGCAGUCUCGUCUCUCGUGGAGCUAGCGUCACCUGCUUCCCGUUCGACUACCCUAUUCACAAGGUUGCUCAUCACUUCGAUGGCGUCUUCAUCUCCAACGGACCUGGCGACCCAACUCACUGCAAUUCCACCGUCUACAACCUCCGGAAACUCUUUGAGGGCUCUCAAAUCCCCAUUAUGGGCAUCUGCAUGGGCCAUCAACUCAUCGCUCUCGCCGCUGGUGCCAAAACUCUCAAGCUCAAGUACGGAAACCGUGCUCACAAUAUCCCAGCCCUUGAUCUUACCACCGGUAAAUGCCACAUUACCUCUCAAAACCACGGCUACGCUGUCGACCCUGCGACCCUUUCCAAAGAUUGGAGGGAGUACUUCACCAACCUGAAUGAUCAGUCCAACGAAGGUUUGAUUCACAACUCUCGACCCAUCUUCAGCGCUCAAUUCCACCCUGAAGCCAAGGGUGGCCCUCUCGACUCUGCCUACCUCUUUGACAAGUACAUUGAGAGCGUUCAGAAGUACAAGGAUCAUCAGGCUACCUUCUCCGAUAGGAACAACAAGCCCAGCCCACUGCUCGUAGAUCUUCUGAGCAAGGAGCGUGUUGGUGUGCAUCCAGCACAGCCAGACUUUGAGGGUGGCCACGAAGUCGGCAAGGUAGAGCCCGAGGUGAUGAUGGAUACGAAAGGCACUCCUCAGCCUCAGCCGAUUGCUGCUGCUGCAUAG
This is a messenger RNA of Periconia digitata, 1515 nucleotides long. NCBI's taxonomy places the organism in Eukaryota, Fungi, Ascomycota, Dothideomycetes, Pleosporales, Periconiaceae. The record is from the annotation of a GenBank genome assembly.